Molecule: messenger RNA, 1722 nt
Organism: Chlorocebus sabaeus (green monkey)
Lineage: Eukaryota; Metazoa; Chordata; Mammalia; Primates; Cercopithecidae
Gene: CD72
Product: CD72 molecule
Cellular component (GO): plasma membrane
Molecular function (GO): transmembrane signaling receptor activity
Source: RefSeq, a predicted model, not a curated record
UUCCUCUUUUGUGACUGGAAGUCACAGGGCCAGGUGAUAAACCGUGCAGUCACAGAGGGAACACAGAGCCUAGUUGUAAAGGGACAGAGAAAAGAGGAGCAAGGGAGGACGGUGGAUGACAGGGAAGACGAGUUGGGGCAGAGCUGCUCGGGACCAUGGCUGAGGCCAUCACCUAUGCAGAUCUGAGGUUUGUGAAGGCACCCCUGAAGAAGAGCAUCUCCAGCCGGUUAGGACAGGACCCAGGGGCUGAUGACGAUGGGGAACUCACCUAUGAGAAUGUUCAAGUGCCCCCAGUCCCAGGGGGACCCUCAAGCUUGGCUUCUUCUGGACUAGGUGACAAAGCAGCGGUCAAGUCGGAGCAGUCAACUGCGUCCUGGAGCGCCGUGACGUCACUAGCCGUCGGGCGGAUUCUCCCCUGCCGCACAGCCUGCCUGCGAUACUUCCUGCUCGGCCUGCUCCUUACCUGCCUGCUGUUAGGAGUAGCCGUCAUCUGCCUGGGAGUGCGCUAUCUGCAGGUGUUUCAGCAGCUCCAGCAGAUGAAUAGGGUUCUGGAAGCCACUAACAGCAGCCUGAGGCAGCAGCUCCACCUGAAGAUAAGGCAGCUGGGACAGAGCGCAGAGGAUCUGCAGGGGUCCAGGAGAGAGCUGGCGCAGAGUCAGGAAGCACUAGAGGUGGAACAGAGGGCUCAUCAGGCGGCGGAAGGGCAGCUACAGGCGGCGGAAGGGCAGCUACAGGCCUGCCAGACAGACAGUGAGAAGACGAAGGAGACCUUGAAAAGUGAGGAGCAACAGAGGAGGGCCUUGGAGCAGAAGCUGAGCAACAUGGAGAACAGACUGAAGCCCUUCUUCAAAUGCCGCUCAUCAGAGACAAGGUCUCACUAUGUUUCCCUGGCUGGUAUCGAACUCCUGGGCUCAAGCGAUCGUCCUGUCUCAGCCUCCCAAAGUGACACCUGCUGUCCGAUGGGAUGGACAAUGCAUCAGAAAAGCUGCUUUUACAUCUCACCUACUUUGAAAACUUGGCAGGAGAGCCAAAAACAUUGUGAAACUCUGUCUUCCAAGCUGGCCACAUUCAGUGAAAUUUAUCAACAAUCACGUUCUUACUUCAUCUCAAAUUCGCUGUUGCCAAAUGGUGAUUCAGGGAAUUCAUACUGGACUGGCCUCAGCUCUAACAAGGAUGGGAAGUUGACUGAUGAUACACAACACACUAGGGUUUAUGUUCAAAGUUCAAAAUGUCCCAAGGUACAAAAAGAUUGGUCAUGGUAUUGGAGAACGGGGACAGAGGCAUGUACAAGUUCUCUUCCCUUCAUCUGUGAGAUGACAGCUUUCAGAUUUCCAGAUUAGGACAGCCCUUUACACUGAACUGACACUCAUGCCAACAAGAAACUGUGCCCCUCCUUCCUAACCUGAGGCCUGCGGGUCCUCAGACCAUGUCCUCCCUGUGUUCCCUCAUUCUGGGCAGUGUCCAGCCACCAGCUGAUCCACACCUGACACUUCCGGCCAGCCUGCUGCCUGCUCCCUCUUCCUGAAACUGGACUGUUCCUGGGAAAAGGGUGAAGCCACCUCUAGAAGGGACUUUGGCCUCCCCGCAAGAACUUCCCAUGGUAGAAUGGGGCGGGGGAGGAGGGCGCACGGGUUGAGUGGAUAGGGGCAGCCCGGAGCCAGCCAGGCAGUUUUAUUGAAAUCUUUUUAAAUAAUUGCACGUGUUAGUCUCAUGUGUCAGCAA